AUGAGCGUGGCACGCCCGGUGCACAGCCUCCUGGGCAGGUGUAUCGCCUCGACCCGAUCCCGAGCUGGCUCCCCAACCGCGACAUCAGUCGUGCAAUGCCAGCAAUUCCACAGCUCGGCACCGCGCUCCAAGCGGCGGUCACGGUUCCGGAAUGUCAAGGCCGAGGAAAUGGGGCUUCUGAACCCCUCUGUGCUGUCGAAAUAUCGCCAGGAGAAGUUCCCCGACUACACCAAGGAGGAGCUGGAGCUCCUGAAGCAAAAGUACACCCCCGAGCAGCUGGAGGCUCUUCGGGCCGGAGAGGAAGCCAUCAACACAGAUGACGUGAUUAUUCAGGGCCGUCUGCGCGACGACCCUUACCGACCGAACUACAUCGAGGACUUUACGGUGCUCGAUCCGAGAUAUGAUGUUAAGCCCAAGGUCGACGUCACUCCCAAGCAGCCGGAGUGGCUGAGCCACAACGAAUGGGUAGACCAGUACGGCUCGAAAAUGUCACAAAUGACGGAUACAAAGACCAGUCAUCAGCUCACGAGAGCCAUGGUCCGCGCCCUGAGGAGGGUAAAGGAGAGCAGCGGCACGGAAUUGAUAGACCUGACCGAGGAUGAGCUCAAGGAUCUUGAAAAUGAUCCUGAACUGCUCAAGAAGUAUCUCAUCGAAGAGGAUGGGAAGCAGGAGCCGGACGCUAAUGCUUCGGGGCCGGAUCUGUUGACGAGAGCGCAGGCUAUGAAGCUCGACGAGGCAGUGGACGCAGAGUGGAAAAAGGAGUUGGACAAGCUAUCGUCGAUGACGGACGAGAGCGAAGUCGAGCCCAGCAACUUGGAGUUGCUGGCCGACGGUCCCGCUGGAGUCAACCGUGCCUACUCUGCCGAAGCUGCUGAGUUGGGCAAGGUCCCCGGCGUCGAGGGUCUGUACAAGUCGGCUGCGGAUCCCGAGGACGAGGGCCAGGAUGACGGCGGUCACUACCAGGAGAUCAAGCGGCUCACGGGCAUGACGCUCAAAGACAUUCAGUCCAUCUACCGCAAGGUGCUCGUCACGCGAUGGGUUUCCAACCAGACCCGUCUGGGUAAAGUACGCAGCACCUCCGUCGUGGCCAUUGCGGGCAACGGCAACGGCCGCCUGGGUCUCGGCAUCGCCAAGUCGACCGAGGCGGGCCUGGCCGCCGAGACGGCACAGCUGCUUGCCAUUCGCAACAUGAAGCCCAUCCGGCGCUACGAGAACCGCACCAUUUUCGGCAACGUCAAGGCCAAGGUGUCCGGGACGGUUGUCGAGCUUUUCUCCCGACCACCCGGCUUUGGGCUUCGUGUCCCCCACCGCCUCUUUGAAAUGUGCCGCGCCGCGGGCAUCCACGAUAUACACGGCCGCAUGCCGCGGUCCAAGAACCCCAUGAACUCGGUCAAGGCGACGUACGAGGCGCUCACAAGCCAAGCUGAUCCCGAGGAGAUUGCUAUAGGCAGGGGCAAGAAGAUGGUUGAUGUGCGAAAGGUGUAUUACGGGGGUGCUGUAUACUAG
This is a messenger RNA of Metarhizium brunneum ARSEF 3297, 1506 nucleotides long. RefSeq names its product mitochondrial 37S ribosomal protein uS5m (gene MRPS5). Lineage: Eukaryota; Fungi; Ascomycota; Sordariomycetes; Hypocreales; Clavicipitaceae. Gene Ontology annotation, molecular function: structural constituent of ribosome; RNA binding. The record is from RefSeq and is a predicted model, not a curated record. Gene Ontology annotation, cellular component: ribosome. Gene Ontology annotation, biological process: translation.